GGUAGUCAUGUCGUUAACUCUGUUUACUUUUCUGAUAGUCUUUGGUUUCGCCUUUUUGGGCCAACAUCAAGCAGAGGCAGACUGUGUAGCCGAAACCUCCGAUAUCUGGAAGGAUGAUGCGAAUGUGGAUGAAGGCAGUUGCCCCUCGUUAAAGAAGAUGGUAGAUGAAACCGUGGACCCUGAUUUAGAUGAUAUAUUAAAAAAAGAAUCAAAAAUCGAAAAGAAUAAUAUUUUCGAGACGAAAACGGAAGUUCAGAAUUCUAUAGGUCAAAACAUAGUAAUAAUUCUUCAGUUUCUGUGGCAGGUUAUAAAUUGGUGGUUCAAUUGGAAAUAAUAAAAGCGAUAAGGCAUAUCAGUCAAGAGGCCCAAAUCCAA
Messenger RNA from Drosophila rhopaloa, 375 nucleotides. RefSeq lists its product as uncharacterized. The record is from RefSeq and is a predicted model, not a curated record. Lineage: Eukaryota; Metazoa; Arthropoda; Insecta; Diptera; Drosophilidae. The transcript is spliced from 2 exons. Bases 8 to 334 code for a protein of 108 amino acids.